GCAGCGCAGCAUUGGACCAUGCACGUGGGUAAUGCUUCUCUCUUCAGUGUCUAAACGCAAAAGAGCGGCUGGCGAUUUGUUUUCACAUUCUUGUGAUCUUUCCCCUGAUGAGUAUAUAUGCAAGGUUCGCCGACUAACCAAACCCUUAGGCAACUACCUUUUUUGGGGUAUAAAUUCUGCAAAUGAAGAAUUAACUAUAUCCAUUCCUCCGAAAUACAGAAAUACCUUUUAUUUUGUACCUGGUCACUAUGUCGUUGUAAAAAGCCUUGAAGGAAGUAAAGUAAAAGGCGAAAUUACUACCCUUUUAUUGGAAAAACAAAUUACUCAAAUGUGUAGUGACGGGACGUGGUAG
Messenger RNA from Protopolystoma xenopodis, 352 nucleotides. The record is from the annotation of a GenBank genome assembly. NCBI's taxonomy places the organism in Eukaryota, Metazoa, Platyhelminthes, Monogenea, Polystomatidea, Polystomatidae.